AUGAGGUUAGACCGUUUGAGAGAGAGAGACUCCUUGGUUUUUUGCUUUGCCCUUUAAGCGGUAGUGAACUAGUGAUCGACUCGCUCUGUACCUCUUUUUCUCAUGGAAUUCUGGGAAGAAUCCUUGAAUUGAUUGGGUUUUCUUGGUUGGAUUAUAUAUUUAAGGAAACAAUUUUUUUCGAUCAAAUCUUCUUAAACCAUUCUCAAAACCCAAUUCCCAAUAUUUCCGAAGCCGAAUCCUUCUAAAACCCUUCAAAACCCCUAUUUCUUCUUCCCAAAUCCUUGUUCUGAAGAACGAAACGAAGAAGAAGAUGGAGAGAAGAGGCGAAGAAGAAGAGUUAAACAAGCUCUUAGAUGAAAUCCCAAUUGCAAUGUCGCCGUCUUUUGUCUCGAACAAUCGUAGUAGUCAGUACCUUCAGAGACAGAUGAUGCUCUGCGGCAACGGCAACGGCAACGGCAACGGCAACAUUAAUAACGCCAUUAACAACACCAUCAACAAUAACGUUGCGUUCUCUUCUGGGAUUCAAAACCCUCUUCUUCUUGGAACAAUACCUGACCAGUCGCUUGAAUCUGCACUUGCUCGUCUUUCUCUCUCUUCGACUCCUCACCAAUCCCACUUUUAUCCUCCGCCGGCUCCUCCUUCCCUUGGUGGUGACGUUCCCGGUGUUCCCUUACUUGAGAACUCUGCAGUUUUGGAUCCUUUUAUGGGUCAGGGUUUUCAAUCGUUGUCUUAUCAUCAGUUGCAACAAACCGCUAUGGAGGUGGAGUUACAGCGCUUGAAGGUUCAGGGAGCUAUCGCGGCUGCGUUUUUGCGUGCUCGUGCUGAGAGUUACCCCGUUCCUGGAUUAAAUCCUAUCGCUACCAGUGACGAACAUCGUAGGGAAUUCUUUAAUGGCGUAGGGGGUUUGGUUCCCUCCGGUGCUGCAUCUAUUAAUGGUUGUGGGAAAUCUUGCUGCCGUCACCAACCCAGAAACAAUGGCCGCUUGCAGCUUCCAAAACCACCUUCCCGAGAGCAGACCAAACGUUUCCCAAUGACGCCCUGUUUCAAUAGGAACGGUUUCCGCCUCGAUUCUGAUGGGCAUUGCAGAGUAGCUGCACCAGAUGGACAGGUCUUGGAAACGGAAAAUCUAAUCUCAUUGAGGUCCCCGUUCUUCAAUCAGAGCCUACAGCAUCUACAACAGCUCCCAAACUACUCGUCUUUGGAAGAUUUGAGAGGCCGGAUGGUCGCGGUGGCCAAGGAUCAACAUGGGUGUCGAUUCUUACAGAAGAAGUUCGAAGAGGGAAGAAUUGAAGAGAUUGAGAUGAUUUUUGCGGAGGUGAAAGACCAUGUGGAUGAGUUAAUGGUUCAUCCUUUCGGGAAUUACCUUGUCCAGAAGCUCUCGGAAAUAUGUACUGAAGAACAGAAGUUGGAGAUUGUUCACACGAUCACCAAGGAGGAAUUCCAACUUGUCACAAUCUGUCUCAAUAGCCAUGGUACCCGUGCAGUUCAGAAAUUGUUGGAGCAUCUUAACACCCCAGAGCAAAUUUCAUGUCUUAUGUUGGCUUUGAGGCCAGGAACGGUCAUACUUACCAAGGAUGCAAAUGGUCAUCAUGUCAUUCAGCAUUGCCUCCAGCGUUUCUCCAAUGAAGACAAUAAAUAUCUUAUGCACACAAUAGCAGACCACUGUGUUGAGAUUGCCACGGACAGCAGCGGGUGUUGUGUAAUGCAGCAUUGUUUGGCGCAUGCCCUGGGAGAACCAAGAGAGCGCCUUUUGGCUGAAGUUACAGCAAAUGCAUUGGUCCUGUCACAAGAUCCUUACGGAAACUAUGUUGUGCAAUAUAUAUUGGGUCUGAAGAUACCACAUGUGAAUGCUGCUGUAUCAAGACAACUUGAGGGAAGCUAUAUAUCCCUUUCUUUGCAGAAGUUCAGCAGUCAUGUGGUAGAGAAGUGUUUGAGAGAAUCUGAAGAAGAGCAGUCCACAAGGAUUAUCAAGGAGCUCCUCAGUAGUUCAAAAUUUGUUAGUCUUCUAGAGGAUGCUUAUGGAAACUAUGUUGUUCAGUCAGCUUUGUUGGUAUCAAAGGGGGAUACAUACGAUGCCAUGGUUGGUAUAGUUGAAAAUCAUAUUCCAUCUAUGCGCAGCAAUCCUUAUGGGAAAAGGAUCCUAGAUAGGAUCAAGGCAAAAAGAUAAGCGGCAUGUAUAAACAUGUACAAUGUGAAGAGCUAGCUGGCCAAGGAAUUGAUUUGCAUACAACUGCACGGUCAGGGUGGUGUUGGCUUUUUAUUUUUGGGGAUUCUUUUUUGUUAAUCUUUUUGUUGUUCAACCAGAAGUGAAAUACUCAUAACUCAUAUGGGCCCCUCUUCAGAUAAAUGUCUUUAGGUUGGUCAUACGUAUUAUUUGUAGUUUUGUUGCUAUACUGUUGCUUAUAUGAGUACAUAGGAUCAGGUGUAUGAGGCUGUUCUGAAGAGCUCUCCAGGGGUAAGGAGAUUGGUAAAGUUGAUGCAAUUUGCAGCCCCCCAUGGAUGCUCUUCUUUUGAUGUGUACACAAGCUUCUUAUAAAAGGGAUGUAGAGAGACAAAGGGGUGUUGUUCAAACUGUAUAUUCUCAGGUCUUCCCAUUGUUGCUUGUUAUAACAUUAAAGCUAGAGCUAGGAGAUUAUUUUUGAUUUAGUUAAAUUAAUUGAUUUCUUGAAGUUUCUCCCA
Molecule: messenger RNA, 2679 nt
Organism: Macadamia integrifolia
Lineage: Eukaryota; Viridiplantae; Streptophyta; Magnoliopsida; Proteales; Proteaceae
Product: putative pumilio homolog 8, chloroplastic
Exons: 5
Coding region: 311-2167 (618 amino acids)
Biological process (GO): post-transcriptional regulation of gene expression
Cellular component (GO): cytoplasm
Molecular function (GO): mRNA binding
Source: RefSeq, a predicted model, not a curated record